AAUUGUAAAUGCCUAACGUUGAGAAAAAUGUCUUAAGGCGUUAUAGUCCUUUGCAAGUGAAAUGAAUAGACCGAUGACCAAAACCAUAUUACAGUUUUUAAAGGUCAGUUAUUUAUACCAGAUGAAGUUAAUUACUCUUGUUUUUUUGGCAUUAAAUCUUGGAAAUAUAGUCCAUGGAAAUGAAGAAAAAACUGGCCUUAUUUUGAGUGAUGCCAAUAAUGAUGAAAAUGAAAAUACUGUUGCAGAAGAUAAAGAUGUAAAUUAUGAAACUUUUGUACCUACAAAUGAGUGGCAGGUCGUAAAAGAUAGUCAAGCUAUACCUGCUGGUCUUCAUGUCAGAAUGAACUUCCAGACGGGAAUAAAAGAAGCAAAACUGUUGAAAGAUGAUGAAUCAAUUGAAAACGAAUCCCCAAAAAGUGUAAACCUAGCACCAAAGAUUACAGUUGACGGACGUAAUAAAUAUGCUGACAAGAUUCGCUUUUCAAAAGCACAGUUAAAGGAUGCUUUAAGUGGUUUGGGAGAUAAUGAAGUACCCAAUGAUAUUAAAUGGUCUGAUGAAGCUAUAGAAGCAAUAAAACAAAAAACAAGUAAAAAGUUUAAAGAAAAUACACCUUGGAAAACAAAAUCAGAUCUUGAGGUAAUGAAGGAUAAUAUGGCAUUAUUAACAAAUUCAUCUCAAUCGUUACAAAUGAAGAUAGAUGCACUAACUAGGUUAGAAGACUAUGUUCACCAGAUAGAUAAUGCGAGGGACUUGGAUCAUAUACAUGGAUUGGAAACUAUAGUUCAAUUCCUAAAUGCUACAGAGGAUAGACUUAAAGAAAAAGCUGCAAAUGUCAUAAGUGCUGCGGCUCAAAACAAUAAAGAAGUUCAAAAUGCUGUUCUCAAGUAUAAUGGCUUGCAAUACUUGCUAAGAAUGCUCUAUCCUUAUCAAACGCCUUUGAUUCGUAAGAAAGGAAUUUACGCAUUAUCCGCGUUGGUCCGCGGAAAUUAUGAAGGACAAAAGGAGUUAGUUAAGCUGCAAGGUAUUAAAGAUUUAUUUGUGAUUGCGAGAGAUGUCAAAGCUGGCAGCUUGAGAGUUAAGGCUGUUGUGUUGCUGCAUGACUUGAUUGUGGAUCUGAAAGAUCGAGAAGCAACUCAUGAAAGCUGGUCUCUUUUAAACUUGUACGUUGAAAAUGGCUGGUGUGAACUGCUCAUUCCAUUACUAGACACCACUGAUAUCGAUGUGGAAGAAAAAAUAAUACAAGCCUUAACUCUUACAUUCGAAGCAUGUCAGAUUAAAUACAAGAGCAGACAAGUAGACAUGACAGUUUUGAAAAAGGUGCUCGACCAACUGAACAGUCGUAUAAAAGUGGAGGACGAUGAUGAAUUUAAAGAUUAUUUACAAAAUUUGCACACUAACCUAAAUAACAAUGUCAUCAAAAAACUUUAAAAUUAGUGCUAGGUGCGUUUGUACAAAUUUUAUGUAGGUGUAUAAAAAAGAAUCUCGUUUAAAUUUAA
Messenger RNA from Hydractinia symbiolongicarpus, 1497 nucleotides. Its product is annotated as nucleotide exchange factor SIL1-like. The record is from RefSeq and is a predicted model, not a curated record. NCBI's taxonomy places the organism in Eukaryota, Metazoa, Cnidaria, Hydrozoa, Anthoathecata, Hydractiniidae. Bases 62 to 1429 code for a protein of 455 amino acids. The transcript has 6 exons.